Messenger RNA from Siniperca chuatsi (mandarin fish), 3354 nucleotides. RefSeq names its product atypical chemokine receptor 3-like. The coding region runs from base 230 to 1588 and encodes 452 amino acids. NCBI's taxonomy places the organism in Eukaryota, Metazoa, Chordata, Actinopteri, Centrarchiformes, Sinipercidae. Gene Ontology annotation, cellular component: membrane. Gene Ontology annotation, biological process: G protein-coupled receptor signaling pathway; vasculogenesis; chemotaxis. The record is from RefSeq and is a predicted model, not a curated record. The transcript has 2 exons. Gene Ontology annotation, molecular function: coreceptor activity; chemokine binding; G protein-coupled receptor activity.
UGUAUAGUUUGUUUAUAUCUUGUCUUUAACAGUCGCGUUAUCCUUCUGAAUGGGACCCUCCUGGACCCUCCUGGACCCUCCUGGACCCUCCCGGGGCCUCCCGGAGCCUCCCGGGGCGUCCCGGACCCUCCCGGGGCCUCCCGGAGCCUCCCGGAGCGUCCCGGACCCUCCCGGGACCUCCUACCUCCUGGAUCUGGUCGUCGCGCCUCUGUGACGCUUUUCUUCUGAAAUGGAAACCCGCACCUCCUCCAGCGGUGUUGUCCCGCAGCUGAAGCCCCCCCCGCCCCCCCCGGGGGCGUUUCUUCUUCUCUUCUUAAACUGCAGACACAGGGGGGCUCGGUCACUCUGCAGGGGGAACUGGACUGAACCCGCCUCAGGACCCGGACCGAGCCGGGAGGAAGCAGCGGAGCCGGACCGAACUGUCCUGUGUGAAGUCGACCUCGCAGUCAUGAGUCUGAGCGCCAAUGACCUCACCGAGCUCAUGGAGCUGUGGGAGGAGCUAAACCUGACCGCCGCCGACCACCACAACCUGUCCCACGUGGAGACUCUGCUGUGUUCGGGCGCCGUCAGCCACGCCGCCCUCCUCCACGUCCUUUCCGUCCUCUACGUCUUCAUCUUCCUGGCGGGCCUCGCCGGCAACGUCCUGGUGGUCUGGGUCAACCUGCGAGCCGACUGGAACCGCUACGAGACGCACCUGUACGUCCUGAACCUGUCCGUGGCCGACCUGUGCGUCGUGGCCACGCUGCCGGUGUGGGUGACCUCGCUGCUGCAGGGCGGUCGCUGGCCGUUCGGAGAGGCCGUCUGUAAACUCACCCACCUGGUCUUCAGCGUCAACCUCUUCAGCAGCAUCUUCUUCCUCACCUGCAUGAGCGUCGACCGCUACCUGUCCGUCACGCUGUUUGCCAACGCCCCCGACAGCCGCAGGAAGAAGGUGGUGCGACGGCUGAUCUGCAUCCUGGUUUGGCUGCUGGCGCUGGCGGCCUCCGUCCCCGACACCUACUUCCUGCAGGCGGUCAAGUCUUCGCGCCACGACGGCGCCGUGUGUCAGCCGGUGUACCCGUCCGCCAACCCUCGGGACUGGAUGGUGGGCGUCCAGCUGAGCUUCUUCGUGCUCGGCUUCGCCAUCCCUUUCCCCGUCAUCGCCGUCUUCUACCUGCUCCUGGCGGCGGCGAUCCCUCCCGGCUCGGACCAGGAGCGGCGCAUCAGCCGGCGGAUCAUCCUCACCUACAUCGUGGUCUUCCUGGUCUGCUGGCUGCCGUUCCACGCCGCCCUCCUGCUGGACACGCUGGCGCUGCUCAACGUCCUGCCCUUCAGCUGCCGGCUGGAGAACUUCCUGGACGUGGCGCUGCACCUGACGCAGUGCUUCUCGCUGGUCCACUGCUGCAUCAACCCCGUCCUGUACAACUUCCUGAACAGGAACUACCGCUAUGACCUCAUGAAGGCCUUCAUCUUCAAGUACUCCACCAAGACGGGGCUCGCCAGGCUCAUCGACGGCUCGCACGCCUCCGAGACCGAGUACUCGGCGGUGGCAAUGGACAGCAGCGUCCCGAACGCUUCAGGACUUAAUGCUUCACCUAGUUGCUCCUAGAAGCAGCGAAGCCGCCCAGCAGCUCGCUCAGCACGCUUAACCCUGCCUUGCGUGGCAGGUGAACUUUUCUUAGUACUUAAACACUUCUUCUACCUGCGCCUGGCAGCUGCGAUCCUCGUCAGCUGGGACCUUGAUGGUCCUGGUCGACUGACCGGAGACUUCGGUCGCAGCGUCGGACCGCCCGGGUGCGACCCUGAACCCUCGGGCCUCUCGGACUCUCAGAACCUUCUGUUUCAUCGGCGGAUUUCUGCGAUGCGGAUCGUUGAGGCUCCGCGGACAUAAAAAGUGUAAACCGAUCCCGCAAAAACACACUUCACUGAGUCACCGCCACACGAAACCGCAGAAGAAGACAAACACGGCGCCGCAGAAGAAGAAACGAGGAAACGAACCUGUAAACAUGUCUGAUUUCAUAUUCUGUGAAUAUUUCAGUCGCUGUUCACUUCGUGUUUGUGUAAAACGUUUCUGUAACGUUUCUGUAACGUUUCUGUUUUAGUUUCUGUAACGUUUCUGUAACGCUUCUGUUUUAGUUUCUGUAACGUUUCUGUAACGCUUCUGUAACGUUUCUAUAACGUUUCUGUUUUAGUUUCUGUAACGUUUCUGUAACGCUUCUGUAACGUUUCUAUAACGUUUCUGUUUUAGUUUCUGUAACGUUUCUGUAGCAUUUCUGUAACGUUUCUGUAGCGUUUCUGUAACGUUUCUGUAACGCUUCUGUAGCGUUUCUGUAACGCUUCUGUAACGCUUCUGUAACGUUUCUGUAGCGUUUCUGUAACGUUUCUGUAACGUUUCUGUAGCGCUUCUGUAACGCUUCAGUAACGCUUCUGGAACGUUUCUGUAGCGUUUCUAGAACGUUUCUAGAACGUUUCUGUAACGUUUCUGUAACGCUCUGUUUUAGUUUCUGUAACGUUUCUGUAGCGUUUCUGUAACGUUUUAGUAACGCUUCUGUAACGCUUCUGUAACGUUUCUAGAAUGUUUCUGUAACGCUUCUGUAACGCUUCUGUAACGUUUCAGUAACGCUUCUGUAACGUUUCUGUAACGUUUCUAGAACGUUUCUGUAAACGUUUCUGUAACGCUUCUGUAACGUUUCUAGAACGUUUCUAGAACGUUUCUAGAACGUUUCUGUAACGCUCUGCUUUAGUUUCUGUAACGUUUCAGUAACGCUUCUGUAACGUUUCUGUAACGUUUCUAGAACGUUUCUGUAACGUUUCUGUAACGCUUCUGUAACGCUUCUAGAACGUUUCUAGAACGUUUCUAGAACGUUUCUGUAACGCUCUGUUUUAGUUUCUGUAACGUUUCUGUAACGCUCUAACGUUUCUGUUUUAGUUUCUGUAACGUUUCAGUAACGUUUCUGUAACGCUUCUGUAACGCUCUGUUUUAGUUUCUGUAACGUUUCUGUAACGCUUCUGUAACGUUUCUAGAACGUUUCUGUAACGUUUCUAGAACGUUUCUAGAACGUUUCUGUAACGCUCUGUUUUAGUUUCUGUAACGUUUCUGUAACGCUUCUGUAACGCUCUGUUUUAGUUUCUGUAACGCUUCUGUAACGCUCUGUUUUAGUUUCUGUAACGCUUCUGUAACGUUUCUGUAACGUUUCUGUUUUAGUUUCUCUGGAAACAAAACUGCAACUAAAGUUUAAAACUGCAUUAAAUAUUUUAAUGUAAAGAGUUUUUAAUUCAGCUGAACACAAAAAUAUCAAAUUAAUCCACAGAAACAAUUCAACGCAUAUGAAGAAAAAAUUAAAUAAAAUAAAAUAAAAUUAUAUUUUCUCUCAA